Molecule: messenger RNA, 423 nt
Organism: Aspergillus ochraceoroseus IBT 24754
Lineage: Eukaryota; Fungi; Ascomycota; Eurotiomycetes; Eurotiales; Aspergillaceae
Exons: 1
Coding region: 1-423 (140 amino acids)
Source: RefSeq, a predicted model, not a curated record
AUGUCGAGAACGCCACCUCAACAAUGGAUUCAAUCCUCAGAUGGCCGAUAUAUCAGUGCACGGACUUAUACUUCCGAUGACGAGUCUCAGGGGCUGACGGCAAUUUCAUCCCAUCCGUACUCCACACAGGAACCCCCGCGUUUUUUGCUUCCCGACAAUCAGAGUUAUGAUGCAACCAUGGUUCAGGUCGCGACCGUUUCGAGGCCCACUUUGCAGGGGCGGGGAUGGGAUGGCGGAAACGACGCAAAGUACAACUUUUCGCCGGCGAGUACAGGCUCUCUUGCACAGUACAGCAUACAGCGGUCAAGUGUGUCAAGGACUGUGGAACAUGCAGGGCCUUCCAGCUCCUAUUAUGAUGCUUCGAACCGUAGUCGUGGGUCUAUUGGCUCUAUCGGUCGGAUAAAUGAUGUGGAUUCGCAGUAA